This is a messenger RNA of Funneliformis geosporum, 445 nucleotides long. The record is from the annotation of a GenBank genome assembly. NCBI's taxonomy places the organism in Eukaryota, Fungi, Glomeromycota, Glomeromycetes, Glomerales, Glomeraceae.
AUGGAUAUUUGGGUUAUUAGUGAUUUUGAAUUUUGUUACCCUGCUGAUAAACCAGUAGAAAGUAUAUAUAGAAAUCUUCCUUAUAUAGCACCCGAAGUUAUUAAUGGAAGAGGAUAUACUUUUGAAUCAUAUAUUUAUAGUAUCGGUAUGCUUAUGUGGGAAAUUUUAUCUGGACAACUACCUUUUGCUGACUUUAAUCAUGAUUAUGAACUUGCAAUAAAUUUAAUAAAAGGAAUGAGACCACAAAUCGUACAAGGAACUCCAAUGUUAUAUAAAAAUUUAAUAAUUCAAUGUUGGGAUGCUGAUCCAUUAAAGAGACAUAAUAUUAAUACCCUCAAAGAUAAAGUUACAGAAAUACAAACAUUGUAUUAUCAAAAUGAAAAUAAAGAACAAAACAUUAAUUUUAAUAGUAUACAAUCAAAUGAAUCCAAUAAGAACUCUAUUA